Cucurbita pepo subsp. pepo (vegetable marrow) is the source of this 1612-nucleotide messenger RNA. RefSeq names its product G2/mitotic-specific cyclin S13-7-like. Gene Ontology annotation, molecular function: cyclin-dependent protein serine/threonine kinase regulator activity. Gene Ontology annotation, biological process: mitotic cell cycle phase transition. NCBI's taxonomy places the organism in Eukaryota, Viridiplantae, Streptophyta, Magnoliopsida, Cucurbitales, Cucurbitaceae. The record is from RefSeq and is a predicted model, not a curated record.
CUUCAUUCGUGAGAGAGAAGGAAAGUGAGUGAAAGCGUCGUCGUCUUCAAGAAUACUUUCAGAAGAAGAACAAAAAAUGGCUACAAGACCAGUAGUUCCUCAACAAAUCAGAGGUGAAGCGGCGAUUGGAGGAGGAAAGCAGGGGAAGGGCGGGGCGGCGGUGGAUGCAAGGAACCGCAGAGCAUUGGGUGAUAUUGGGAAUCUGGUAACUGUUCGAGGAAUUGACGCAAAGGCUAAUCGCCCUAUUACAAGGAGUUUCUGUGCUCAGUUGCUUGCCAAUGCUCAAGCGGCUGCAAAAGCUGGAAAUAAUAUGAAACAAGUGCCUGUUAAAGUAGAUGGGGCUGCUCCCAUUCUUGAUGGUGGUGUUGUGGCUGUUAAGAAAGCAGGAGCUCCCAAGGCUGCAACGAAGAAAGUUGUUUCCAAACCGAAAGCGGAGGUGAUCGAGAGAAGCCCGGAUAAGGUCGAACAAGAUCGGGGCAAGGAAGUGAAAUGUACUAACAAGAAAAAGGAAGAAGGGGUCUCAAAGAAGAAGGCACAGACUCUCACCGCAGUCAUGACGGCUAGAAGCAAGGCUGCUUGUGGAGUAACCAAGAAACCAAAGGAACAGAUAAUUGACAUUGACGCAGCAGAUGUUGGAAAUGAGUUGGCAGAAGUGGAAUAUGUUGAGGACAUUUAUAAGUUCUAUAAGGAAGUUGAGAAUGAGAGUAGGCCUCAUGACUAUAUGGAUUCACAACCGGAGAUAAACACUUCAAUGAGAGCAAUAUUGGUGGAUUGGUUGGUUGAUGUCCACAACAAGUUCGAGCUUUCCCCCGAAACAUUCUACCUCACCAUCAACAUAAUUGAUCGCUUCCUUGCGAGGAAGGCAGUCCCAAGAAGGGAAUUGCAGUUGUUGGGUAUUGGGGCAAUGCUCAUAGCCUCCAAAUACGAGGAGAUCUGGGCGCCAGAGGUAAACGACUUCGUGUGCCUUUCAGAUAGAGCGUACACGAAUGAACAGAUACUAAUGAUGGAGAAAAGGAUACUUGGGAAGCUGGAAUGGACCAUGACUCUGCCUACUCCCUAUGUUUUCCUCGCUCGGUUCAUCAAGGCGUCGAAGGACUCCGAUCACGAGAUGGAAAAUCUGGUAUAUUUUCUGGCAGAACUUGGCAUAAUGCAUUACAACACCUCAAUAAUGUACAGCCCAUCAAUGAUUGCCGCCUCGGCAGUCUAUGCCGCUCGAUGCACGCUGAAGAAAAGCCCUGGUUGGGAUGAGACCCUCAAACUGCACACUGGCUUCACAGAGCCUCAACUGAUUGAUUGUGCAAAGCAUUUGGUGGGAUUCCAUGGGGCAGCAAGCAAGAACAAGCUGCAAGUAAUAUACAGAAAGUACUCCAGCUCGGAGAGGGGAGCGGUAGCAUUACUUCAGCCACCCAAAGCUCUCUUGGUGACUCCUAAUGGUCAUUGAUGAAACAUUUGGUUGAAAAGAAUUGAAUUUGUGUUGAUUUUUGGGGGUUGGGGGGUGGCUUUUUGUUCCCUGAAAAGCAGUUGAAUAUGAUGUUUUUUAGUUGUAAUCAACAAUCUUAUGUCACUAAAAGUAUAAUAUGUGUUGUUAGAAAAUUGCUAACAUAAUAAUAUC